Aspergillus alliaceus is the source of this 1614-nucleotide messenger RNA. RefSeq names its product major facilitator superfamily-domain-containing protein. The transcript has 5 exons. The record is from RefSeq and is a predicted model, not a curated record. The coding region runs from base 1 to 1614 and encodes 537 amino acids. NCBI's taxonomy places the organism in Eukaryota, Fungi, Ascomycota, Eurotiomycetes, Eurotiales, Aspergillaceae. Gene Ontology annotation, molecular function: transmembrane transporter activity. Gene Ontology annotation, biological process: transmembrane transport. Gene Ontology annotation, cellular component: membrane.
AUGACCAAUUUUGACUUCGGUUUUCGAAACCGGAGCCAGGAGAGUGAGAAGGAUGGCUGGUUUGGCAAACUUCCUCAGUUCACCAUCAUCUCCCGCCCGGAAUCGUCGUUAGGGCACAGCACCCCCUCGUCCGGUCUGGCCACCCCGACCGAAGAGAAGGGUCUUACUACUCUACAGCCCUGUCCAGAAAUCGGUCGGUUGGCUUCUUGGAGAGGAGCGUUAAUCUUGCUGGUGACAUCUGGCUCCCAAUUUCUCGACAAUGUUUUCAUGACCAGCUCAAAUAUCGCCCUAUCAUCUAUCCAAGAAGACUUUGGCGUGUCUAGUACCGAUUUACAGUGGAUGAUUUCGGCUUAUACUUUGACCUUUGGUGGCUUUCUCCUGCUGGCAGGAGUGCUAUCCGAUCGUUAUGGGAGAAAAAUGAUCCUCUGCCUUGGCCUUUUUUGGCUUUCCAUCUGGACCCUUGCUAUUGGGUUUGGCCAGUCUUUCAUUCAGCUCGCGGUCUUUCGUGGUAUCCAGGGAAUCGGUGCAGCGUUGACUGUCCCAUCUGCGAUCGGAAUCAUCAGCUCCUACUUUUCUGGAGUCGAUCGAACCCGGGGUCUGUCUAUUUACGCAGCCUCGGGAACCCUGGGAUUCUGCGUUGGUCUCAUCUUCGGUGGUUUCCUUACAUCCUCACUAGGCUGGAGAUACAUCUUCUACUUAAUUGUAAUCAUCACCGGCUUGCUCGGUAUCCUGGGCGCUAUAGUCCUCCCCAAAGACGAACUAGCUGGGAAGGAAAAGCCAAAGAUGGAUUACCUCGGGGCUCUGAUGUCUACUGCUGGUCUUAUUCUUCUUCAGUUUGUCCUAUCCAGCGGAGGUGACUACGGCUGGGGCACUCCAUUCAUUAUUGUUCUUCUCAUUCUCGCUGUUGCUCUCCUAGGUGCCUUCACUCUUCUUGAAUGGUACAUAUCAUACCCGAUUAUGCCUCUAGACAUAUGGAAGAUCCCCAAUUUUGCAGGACUGUGGAUUGCAGGAUUCACCUGCUACGGUAGCUACCAAAAUGUCAUCUACUACAUCGUUUUGAUGGCACAGCAAGUGGACAAUCUUUCCGCCGGGGACACAGCCCUUCGCUUUUUGCCCAUGGGCGUGAUUGGGUUCAUCGCCUCCAUGGGAACAGGCAAGGCGCUCGAAUACGUGAACGGGAAAUAUACUCUCAUCGCAGGACUGGUCCUGACAGUAAUAGCUCCCAUCCCUAGCUCCUUGACGGCAACGAACUCAGAGCCAGAUUUCUGGGUGAAUGUCCUCCCCGCAUCCCUCAUCAGCAUCACAGCCGUAUCGUUGAUAUUCGUCACAACAAGCACAACAAUCCUGACUACCGUCCCAGUCAAUGUGAAAAGCUUGUGCGGUGGAAUGCUAAACACAGCCUUCCAAAUCGGCUCCGGUGUAGCCCUCGCCAUCUCCGCUGCUGUCACAGAUUCCGUCGACAUCCAAAAAGGCCAUGGUCUUGCACAACAAUAUUCCACCGGCCUAUGGUGCUCUGCCGGACUCGCCGGGCUCGGUCUGAUCAUCGCCCUGAUCACAGUCCGCAGACGCGGCAUCGGACCAAAUGAUAGGAACGAUAGCCCCGUCGCGAUUUAA